Messenger RNA from Bactrocera oleae (olive fruit fly), 3461 nucleotides. It is a transcript of the gene Nepl4, whose product is annotated as Neprilysin-like 4. Lineage: Eukaryota; Metazoa; Arthropoda; Insecta; Diptera; Tephritidae. Gene Ontology annotation, molecular function: metalloendopeptidase activity. The record is from RefSeq and is a predicted model, not a curated record. Gene Ontology annotation, biological process: proteolysis. Gene Ontology annotation, cellular component: plasma membrane.
GGCUAGAAAAGCCGGCAAGCGCUUACUAUAUACGCGCGCAUCUCUUUGUGUGUGUGCGCGCCGACCAUUUGUCACACGAAACCGAAUAUUUGCAAUUGAAGACCAAACUAAAACGGCAAAACUCAUUCAGUCGCGUUUUAGGAACAAAGCGAGCAACAAGCAAAUCAAAAGUGAAACGAAUAAGUGUAAAUGAAGAAAUAUUAAACAUCAAACUUUAGCAAAGUAUUUCGCGAGUUGUAAACGUUAGUAGUAACUAAAAAGGAAAACUUAGUGAACGCGGUAGCUGAGCUAAUAAGGGCUAGUGCACACGUUCACCCACAACAGCAAAUAUAGAUACUUAAGCGCCUCGUGCGAACAAUAACAAAAAUAACAGAAUAUUGAACACAAAAAUUGCAGAGUGGCAGCAGCAGAGGAGACAGCAUCAGCGCAAUUGCAAUGAUUGGAAAUUAUCAGGAAAACUUACUGAAACUACAAAGAAUAAAAUCGAAGGCAGCAACGUACAGUUUGGGCUGAAACACUGCCAAGUUGAGAACAUUCAAAGCGUUUUCACAUUUACGUGGAACGCGAAGGGUAAAAAGCCUAGUGGAAGUGAAAAGGCUACGGAAGCAAUUUUCAGAGCAAUCGGGCGCUUAGCAACAAACCGUUUCCUACAGCAGAGCGAUCACAUUACUUGAAUAGCAAAGCAAAGAACGCAAAUAGAAUACUACGAAGUAGACAGAGAACACUCACACAGCAAAACCGCUAAGCAACAUGCAAAUAGCACAAAAGCGCUGCCACUGGUCAGCAACAUUGAAAAUGCCACAACAACGGCAAAUAAGCUGGGCACUUCAGCAGCUGAUAAGCGUUACAUGUCACGUGCUAACGCUCAGCUUGCUGACGCCAAUGGCCCGUGGCGCAGCGCCGCGCCCGCUCUACACAGACAACAGUCAACCGAUGGCUAAUGAGAAACACCCACUUUGGGUGCACGUGAAUAAAACGUGUCUGGCGAGCACUUGCAAUAACACGCUCACCGAGCAGCACCUCGAACAGUUGGAGCGUAACAUCGAUUGGACGGUGAGUGCGUGUGAUGACUUUCACACGCACGCUUGUGGCAAGUGGAUGCCGCCAAGUGGACAACAGAGCACCGCAAGCAUGAUGCAGGUGGCGGAAGAAUCGUUGACAGCGCGUUACGUGGAACUAUUUGAGCGCUCUCUGAAUGAUAGGCAUGCGCAGAGGCGCGGUGCAGCGGCAGUGACGGCGGCGAUUACGAGAGCGGCACAACGACAGCAAGUGCGGCGUGCGCGUAGACAUGGAACACGCGCUGCCACGAAGCAUGAAGGCGCGACAGGAAGUGGCAGUGAAAAGCAGCUGGAAACAGCUUUAAAUGUAGAAGUGCCCAUAGAGACGUAUGACAUGACAACGGAAGCUGAAGAUUAUGAUCUAGUGCUUUCAAAGUUGUUACGAUACUAUCGCGUCUGUAAGCAAGCAGAGCGGCUAACUAUACGCGGCUACUAUGAUGAAAUACGCGCAGAAGGUCUUCUGCGGCCGCAAAAACGUCACUGGCAGGAAAUGCUGGCAAACUUUGCGCGCUAUGGUUACGGCGAACAAUUCGUAUUCUUUCGGGUGCGUCAACAGAAUGCCUCACAACAUGAUAUUACUGUGCUGCCGCAUGACACACAUAAGCGGCUUAAUUUAACAACGGAAAUAUACGAAGUGCUGCGUGCACAUACACAGAAGAGUCGCGCCGAGUUGGUAACGGAAUUUCGCGCACUGGAAACACAUGUCGAGGAUGUGGUGAACAACAUGUGCGCGGAGGAUGGCGUGGAGCAUAACAACACUGUGAGUAGCACAACUGCAAGGGUCGAACAACAUGCGAUUAACGACCAGCCUGCGAUACCCAUCAGCGCUGAGGAGGAUUGCGAUCUUACGGAAACACUAACAUUUGCUGAGCUGACGCAGCGCUGCGGAGAUGUUGAUUGGCAGCGCUUCAUAGCCGCACCGCUUGGUCGGCAUAUGCACGCGGCUGAUCCUAUACGUAUCGAUUCAGUCGCAACAGUUUGCAAGCUGGCGCGUUAUCACAAUCAACCACAACAUGCCCAUAUUAAUUUUCUCUACACGCUUGCACGUUUCCUCCGCUAUUUGGAGCAGCAGCAAUACAACCCAUUACGUUUAGGUAGCAGCGGCGCUACCUGUAUACGUCACAUGCGUAAAACGUUGCCUGUUGCUAUGACCUAUGUCUACGACCGCGCCUUUUAUGCGCCCGUGCGCGCUGAUAGCGAUCGCGUCAUUCUCUCGAUAUUCGCACAACUCAAAGCGGAAUUCGCGCGUACCAUAACUCUCAACCGCAUGCAGUUCGAUGCCGAUAUAGUGGAAUAUUUGCAGCAGAAGCUCUUAACGCUACGCAUAAAUCUAGGUAACUUGCCGCCCGCGGUUAACUCCUCAUUCUAUGUGGACCUCAUGUGGAAACUGAACGUUAGCAACAAUAACUUCUAUCGAAAUCACAUGCACGCUUUGGCUCAUACCUACGGUCACCUGCGUCGUUUGGCUUCCAGCGCUUCGAAAAAGCAUAGCCGCAGUGCUUGGUACACCUUCAAUUACCACGAGCCCACCUUCCCUGACAAUUUGGAUGCGACGCCCUACUAUUUCUGUCUAAGUAAUAUGAUAAUCGUGCCAUACGCUUACCUCCAAACGCCCUUCUACGAUCACCAGUUCUGGUCCAUACUACUAUAUGGUGAUCUCGCCAACACCUUAGGUCAUGAGCUCAUCCACAGCUUUGAUAGCUCAUUCCUCGAGUAUGACCACGUGGGCAACAUGAACGAACUCAUGAUGCAGCGUAUCUCAGCGAAUUCGAACUUCGCGCACAACACUCAGUGUCUGAGUCAAGGCACCAAAUUCCUAGCCGAGCGUAUUGCAGAUGUGAGCGGCACGCGGUUAGCGCUCAAUGCCUUCUUGCGUGAUCCACAAUUCGUGAAAACAAAUGGUCGCUUAUUUUUCCUGCAGUUCGCGCAAUUCUUCUGCAGCAACGCCGAUGAGGCGACCCAUCAGCUGCAGGAUCGCUGGCACGACACGGACGCAUUGCGCUUGAACUACACACUAUCGCAGAUGCCUGAAUUCAUGGAGGCCUUCAGUUGUCCGGCUCAAAGUCGCAUGAACGCGAUGCACCGCUGUGGCCUGUGGUAGUUAGGUAGGCUCAAGUGCGGGUAGGGUUUGGGAUCACUAUACAAAUAUAAUCUGAGCGGAAAAAUUAGUAUUAGUACAUAGAGUUUAUAAGUGAGUUAGAAUAAGCAAAUCUGUUAGCGCUAAGGUACUUAAAUGAUUUUACGCUGUAACUAGUUCAUAGUAUUUUUUGUAUCUAUUACCUUUAAAAAUAUUAUAAUAAUUAUAAUUUGUUUAAAUAUAUAUUUUUUGUAAGACUUAAAAUAUAAAUAACUUAUUAAGAUAAAUCGACCCAAAAUUUUGGACUUUUUAAAAAAUCAAACAAA